Messenger RNA from Eimeria acervulina, 1038 nucleotides. RefSeq lists its product as hypothetical. The record is from RefSeq and is a predicted model, not a curated record. The transcript is spliced from 4 exons. Lineage: Eukaryota; Apicomplexa; Conoidasida; Eucoccidiorida; Eimeriidae. Bases 1 to 1038 code for a protein of 345 amino acids.
AUGCCGGGCUUCAACACCCGCUGGAUGCCCCUCAUCACCUACGCCGAGAUGAGUGGCUGCCGUAUAGAGAAGGGGGUGACUCUGCGUCUGCAUCCUUCUUUGAGGGGCUGCGGCGAGCUCAGCGAUUUGUCUCCAAAACGACGCAGCAGUGUGCUGAGAGGAGAAGCAGUGUCUCCUUCUGAACCUGCAACAAAAGCAGGUUUAUACUGGGGCUUUCAAGUGCGGGCAGCAUCAUCUCUUCGGGAGGUGUUUAGAGGGCAUGCAUUAGGAGACAGACAAAAAGAUAAAGAUAAAGAUAAAGGUAAAGAUAAAGGUAAAGGUAAAGAUAAAGAUAAAGAUAGAGAAGACGCCUCUGCGCUGUAUGACUGCCUCAUCGGUACAUCUGAGCGAGGAGUCUCCUUAGAGACAGUUGCGCACACCUUGCAGCACGGCACCUACAAACAUAUGCUAGUUGUGUUCGGGGGCCUCAACGGUUUGGAAGCUGUCUUGCGAGAUAGUCACUGGGGUGUAUCUGCAGCAGCAGCACGUGCUGCAGUGCAGCACAGUGCUGCUGCUGCUAGUGCUACUGCUGCUUCCCCUGCUGCUGCUGCUGGUAGUGCUGCUGCUGCUGCUGCUCCUGCAGACCUUCGUAGAGCGUUGAGAGCGCUCAGACGUCAGGGGGCCCCUGGGGGCCCCCUGACGUCUUUAGUAGAAGGUAAAAGUAAAGAAAUACCUGCUGCUUGUCUGUUUGAUUAUUUUAUUAACACCUGUCCUCUUCAAGCUUCGCGCACAAUCAGAACAGAAGAAGCAGUCUGGUUGUCGCUUGCUGCUCUAAGACAUACAGGCAUACACUCCAGGGGCCCCCCCACAGCAGCAGCAGCAGCAGCACCAGCACCAGCAGCAGCAGCAGCAGCAGAAGCAGCAGCAGCAGCAGAUGGGGGACCUUUAAAUGAUUGUCAAAGAGAGGAUGCAAGUGAAGUGCAGCAAAAGAAGAGGAAGCCGCACCUCCCGCCUUUGCUGCGAGUUAUAGAAGCAUUAGAGAGGCAGAGCAUUGAAUAA